This is a messenger RNA of Acanthaster planci (crown-of-thorns starfish), 2357 nucleotides long. RefSeq lists its product as uncharacterized. Lineage: Eukaryota; Metazoa; Echinodermata; Asteroidea; Valvatida; Acanthasteridae. The record is from RefSeq and is a predicted model, not a curated record.
AACCUGGAAGAAAAACUCCGGCAUUUGUGAAGAACCGCGUUGCGCCCGACAAUGCACAUAUUAAUCGAAAACGGUUGAAGUGCACGGUUUGUAUGCAUUUGCCUUUAUCGUAUGGUUGAUCAUCACCGAUCAAGAGUGUGAUGACAACCAACCCCCUGUUUUACAAGAGCCCAUGCCCGUAGCCUCCUGAUGUGGAAGUUUUGAAAUCAAACCUACAGUCACACCAUGUCGAAUGCCGCACGUUAAUGCACCAGCUGUAAUGUAAAAGGGAGACUGGAAGUUCUACACCAGUGUUUGGGUAACGCCCAAGAUGUAACUUAUGUAACUUGUAUUUAUCCUCGAUUAAAUCAUACAUGCUAGUUCGUUAAACACCUUUAUACUCAUAAUCAUCGAUUCGAAAACACUCACAGGAGUUUCCUCUUUGAAUCCGGGUCACGGUUACCGUGAAUAUUUCCGUUUGGGUUCAAGUGAAAGAAUGCAUUACCGUGGUGUUUCCUCCUUUCGGUAGUCCAGCCUUUUCAGUCACGUCACACACGCAGGCAACAUUUAUGCAGUCAAAUCCGCAGUUCGUGUUUGUAUUUGCUUCGGUGUGCCAUCUCUUCAGCUUCGCGUGAAGGUGGGUUCUGCUGCGCGGUAAAUUUUCAUUAUACAAGAUCAGUCCGCUGACUGGACCGUUGUCCGCGCAGUCAUCAUGGGAGACGAGAUGAGUGGCGUGGUGAAGUGCGUGGUUGGCGUGGCAGUCACCGUGGUUGUACUCAUUCUGAUCCUGGUCCCUGUGUCCUUUCAUGGUGUGGAAUAUUACGAGAUGGGAUUCGUUAGGCGCAGGACCAGCGGUGCCGUCGAUACCAGCUAUGUUUACCAGGCUGGGAAUCACUAUAUCGGUUUAGAUGCCGAAUUCAAGGUGUUUAAAGCCGACGCCCACAUGGUGACGUUGGAAUCGAUAUCAGUCUUCACCAAAGAACGACUCGAAGUGAAGCUGGACUGCAAUUUCCAGUACUUUCUCCGUCCCGAGGAUCUGAAAUUGCUUCACGACACCUACGAUCUUCAGUACGAGGAGACACUGCAGAACAGUGCUGUGGACGCGCUCAAGGGGGCGACAUCAGACUUCACCCCGCGGGACUUUGGCUCUGAGCGCGCUAAUAUCGAGCAGGUGCUAUUCCGCGCCGUUAGGAAGAGGCUAGGGGGAACGUGCUGUAAGCCGUCAUGCCAGGACCUACCGGAAGGUUGCGAGCCAGGCUGCAAACCGCUGGAAGACUGUACCAGUGAGGACAAAGGGUUAUACGCCGACGUGCGAUACUUCCAGCUCGGCUUCGUUGAGCUUCCGAAUGAGGUGCUUAGUCGCAACCUCCAGACGCUGACACAGCUGGAGGAUGGGGUGGGAGAGACGUACAGGCAAGAGGAGCAGCUUGUGAGAAAGACUACAGAAGAGUUGGUCACGAUUAUCGAAAACGCCGCCGAAGAAAUCACCCAGAAUGCAACGGCCCAAGCUGCCCUUAUUGGCUCGCGGGCUCAGGCCGAAUCGCGCGCCACGGUCGAGACCUCGCACAACCUGGGACUGGCCCGGAUCUACGCCGACCUGAACAUCACAGGGCAAGACCAGAAGGCAUCCCUGAACUACAUCCGCACCUUGAGGGACCACCAGACCGUGUUCCUGACAGUCAACUUCAACUCACUGGUGACUGGGCCCGUGUACGGGUCGUCAAAUUAGCGGGCAGUGAAACAGAUGGAGGGGUCGAGAAGUACGUACUUCGCUGAUCAAAAAUACCAGGACGGUUACGACUUUGCAGUUUUCUUAGUUUGGCGAUCGAGGGUUUAAACCCUCAUCAACCCUUCCCAAAGUUGGUGAAUACGUGUGUUUUAGAAUCUCUUGCAUUGAAAUCGUUUGUUUAAUGUGUGCUCAGAACUGCUUCCUGUCAAGAUUUUUUUGGUGUGAGCGUGAAAGCUCCUUCCCUGUAUCUGUAGUUAAACCCCGGGGACCAUAGCUAUUGUCGAAGGCAAUGGGGACGAGGUUGUGUAUGACUGAGCGACUUCAUGGGGUUUGUGCAUGCAUUAAAUGAUAUUUGCUCAAUUAAAAUUCCCACAGGUAUCCUUACAUAAAUAACAGGCCCAAAGGGAAUUUUUGUCAAAGGCCAGUUUUCUCAAUGAUACUUGUGAUAGGCAACCAUGAUAAUUGGAAACCCCUUUAAGAUACGUAUAAUUUGAUUGAAUUCUACCUGUAGUUUCGUGCAUUUAGAGCGCAAGUUAGGCAUGCAGUGUGCAAAUGAUUACCGUAAGUUAUUUAUUUUGUUCUAAUGAACUUAAGCAUUGGUAAUUUUUCCAAGAAAUAAUAACGAACUUCUCACGAAAUCCGAAUUAUA